This is a messenger RNA of Lymnaea stagnalis (great pond snail), 11855 nucleotides long. NCBI's taxonomy places the organism in Eukaryota, Metazoa, Mollusca, Gastropoda, Lymnaeidae. The record is from the annotation of a GenBank genome assembly.
GUUCCCUGUAAGUAUUAUAUUUUUGUAUCAUUUUAUAAUAAAGUUAUAGGCGUUGAAAAAAAAAGGCGAAAUGAGGGUCACAAAAUGUGGAGGAAAAUCCCAUAUUGAAAAAGUGGUUUUGAGGUCCCUACUAAAAAAUUUGUAAGUUUUGAACCACUUGAGCUAGAAAGUUGAUCUUGGUGUUUUUGUAAUCUGUUCACCAGGCUCUAUGCAGCUGUAGUAUUUUUAUAUUUUUACCCUCAUAGUUUCUACCCCUUAAUCCCAUAGUCCCUACACCUUAAUCCCAUAUCCCCUACCCCUAACAGGGUUCGCACGGUCUUUGAAGGUUUGGGAUAAAUAAAAAAAAAUUUCCAGGGCCUGGAAAGUUUAAGAAAAUUGGCAAAAACGUCACGGUCUUUGAAAGUUUUGGAAAAAUUAUUUUUUAAAAUUCGAAGAGAAAAAAAAAAUGGAAAGGAAAAAAAUGUUUCCAAUUUUACUAACAUGCGCAGUGCGCAUUUCUGAAUGAUCCGUUUAAGCCAUCAAAUUACUCUUAACUAGUAAGCUAUCAGCCGGGGAAAAGUCGAGAAUUUAUUGAAUAAUUUUCCCGAUCGGGAAAAUGGGCCUUCUAGAAAGGAAAUGUUGCGUAUAGUCUGGAAUUUUUUUGAUUUGUAAAAAGUAAUAAUACAUUUGGCUUUGGAUGCCAUGAAAAUUGACGUUAAUCGUCGAUUUCGUCUAUUUAUAGCCUUUCUAUUAUCUUAAGAACUUUGCGAAAUGCGAGUGGUUUCCCCUUAAUUUAACCGCGAAUGUGUUUAGAUUUCUACAAGUUUCUAAUACCAUACAACUUCGAUAGACUAGAAAUAAUUAAUUUCUGUUCACAUCGCCGAUCAAGAGAUGUUUGACUGUUUGGGUAAGUAAAGUGUAAAAUAUAGUAAAUAAUGGUUAAAUCCGAGGACGGCUGCCAUGGCGUCUUUUGUGUGUUUAUUAUAGUUGCAGUGAAUUGGGGUUUAGGUUAGGCUAGGUUGAGGGAUCGAUUUAGGGUUCAGGUUAGGCAUAGGGAUCGAUUUAGGGAUACAUUCGUGAAAUUUGAUAAAAUAGUGGCAGUUGUCUCCAUUUUUUACAUAAAUAAUUAUUUGAACCUAGUUUUCAAUUGUGAGGUAACCAUUAAAAAUAAGUAACUAUUAAAAAUAGAAAACUACUCGUCCAAGCGCUGACUAAAAUGACUAAGCUUAGCUUACUUUGUUAUGUUGUAGUCUUCAUAAGUUGAUUUUAAACUGUUUUGGGAGAAGUUUGUAAACUCUGGACCUUGAAUUCUGUAUGAACCCUGCUUUCUUUGAUUUCGUUCACCGGAUAUUUUUUACCCCUUAACCUUAUAUCCCCUACCCCUUAACCCCAUAUCCCCUACCCCAUAUCUCCUACCCCUUAACCCCAUAUCUCCUACCCCUGAACCCCCAUAUCUCCUACCCCAUAUCUCCUACCCCUUAACCCCGUAUCUCCUACCCCAUAUCCCCUACCCCUUAACCUAAUAUCCCCAACCCUUAACCUCAUAUUACCCCAUCUCUCCUACCCCUUAACCCCAUAUCUCCUUCCCCUGUACCCCCAUAUCUCCUACCCCAUAUCUCCUACCCCUUAACCCCGUAUCUCCUACCCCAUAUCCCCUACCCCUUAACCUAAUAUCCCCAACCCUUAACCUCAUAUCCCCAACCCUUAACCCCAUACCCCUACUCCUUAACCUCAUAUCCCCUACCCCUUAACCCCAUAUCCCCUACCCCUUAACCUCAUAUCCCCUACACCAUAACGUCGGACCCCAUACUCAAUAGAUCCAUAACCCCGAGACCCAUACCCCGAUUUUUGUUAUUUCAGCUUUUUAUUUGGUUUACCAACUUAAUUGAAAUUUUAAUAAGCAUUAUAAUUUAUUUUAAAAAUUAAAAAAUUCUUACUGAUGUCAGCCUAAAAAUAUAUGUAAGACAGGCCAACGUACACAUUCAAUAAUUGAAGAAAACCUUACCAGCUUUAGUGUGAGAAAGUGGAAACAUGUUAAAUUAAUUAUGAAGUAGGUAUUCGGACCCGGGUCCGAGAAGUUAGAGGGUUGGAUUAAAAUUUUUUAAAAAUAUAUUAUUGUUCGGUUGUAUGUAAGACAAAAUUUGGUAUCAAAUGAAAGAUAAUUGAAUGGACUAUAUGUUUGUAAACUUAAUUCUUUAGUUUAACAAAAAUAAACUACCAAAAAUGACAGAAUAGCAUUGAAUCUAAAGGGACCAUGGUCCGAAUAGCAGCGAGGCGUUUCAGGUUCUUUCCUUUAAUACCAAAUUUUGUCUUACAAACCCUAUAAUAAUUUUAAAAUAUUUUUUAAUAAACCCAAACUCUAACUUCUUGGACCCGGGUCCGAAUGGUGGCAGCCAAUUAAGUAAGGCUUGGGGGUAUAAAAUUAAUAGACACAAUUACUAAUACUAUGGCUAUUUAUUGUUAGUGGUUAUAAUUAUAUUUGAAUGCUUUUAAUAGGAAUAAAAAGAACGCUUGCUGACAUUGAAGUUGUUUGCUAACUGCUAAGAUUGGUAAACGAAUGGUUUGUAAUUAUUGUUUGUUUCUCAUAAAAGCUACAACUAAUACUAUUACUAUCUUAAUGAUCCGGGAAUAACUACCACAAUAUUUUAUAUUUAUUUCUUAAAUUUAAUCUAAUUUAAGCUUUGGCUCAUUAAAUAAACAAUAUGUAACAAAGAACUAAAAAAAAGGUUAUGCAAAGAAAAACUACACCAAACCUAGUGAUACUAACAAUUUUCAAUUUAAUUAUGGUAUUAAAUUUAUAUAAAAAAUACAGAAGAAAAUAGACAAAUAAAAACUCUACCAACUUACAGCAAGUAACUUAAACAACCUUUAAAAGCAUAGUUUUUCGCCUAAAUCCCUUAUAUAAAUAUAAUUUUAUAUUGAGCUAUAGGGGGUGGGGCUAAAAAUUUGACAAAACAUGUAAAAGAAACCAAAUUAGUGCUCCCCCCACUCGAGGCUUGCAACCGCACAUUUUUUUUCCAUGCCUCUGAACCAUAAUAUUAUUAUCAUGACCCAUCUGCUUUUACAACACAGAUUUAUAUUACACCAACUAUUUCAGAAAAACAAAGAACAUAUUACGCACCAAACACACUAUAUAUUUUUUUAAAGAAUCUCAUUUAGCACAGUUAUCUGGAAUUUUAUUUCGUGGAAUCAUUAUCAUCAUUUCCUUUAUCUUCCCCUUAAAAGAGUAAAAAAAUAAUUUGUGGGGGUCAGUAGGUGGGGAUACAAAUUUGAAAGAAUAUGUUGUCACCGGCAUCGGUUUAUGUGCCAGGUUUCAGCUUGAUAGAAUGACGGGAAGUGGGUCGAUUCGCCAUCCAAAGAAUUACCAGCCAUGAAUAAAAGCGAAAUUCUUUAAAGGAUUUUAAAAAGACAAUUCUCGAAAUGCAAAUAUUAAAAUUUCAAACGAGUACAAUCUUGUAAUUAUACUGUCUUGUCUCAUUAAAGUUUAGGAAAAUCAGCAACAAUCUCUUCCGGCAAGAAAAGCUGCCGACUUAUAUACAUAGGGAGUAAGCAGAAUCCUCCAUAAAAGAAAUUCUAGAAAUUAAUAUUAUUAUUAUUAAGGUACUUUUAUAUAGCGCAGUACCCCAGCCUAGGGUUAAACUCACUGCGCUUCACAUUAAAAUGAGCAAUUACAGAAAAUUGUACAUUUAAAAACAACAAUUCGUAAAAAGGCUUGACCUCACUCACCCAAGUACUAUCUACCCCUUUCUUGCCAUGGACAGCACCAGCAGCAACCAGUCGUUUAUCAGUUUGAGGGGAGUGAGAAUGAGUCAGUAUAAUAAUACACUUUGAAGAGUUAGGUCUUGAGGGCAGUUGUGUAGGCUGGGAUGGUUGGUAUAUUGCGUCAGCUUGACAGCAUUCUUUCUAACUAAUCUAACAAAUAAAAAUAUUGGAGCGCAAACAAUUUUUUUCCAUUCAGGAGUGGGUGGGGGUGGGUAAAAAUUAGUAGCGUAACACAUUUCAAAAAACAGAGAGGGGGUGAUGGAACGCUUUAUCUCUACGUUAAACAAAAAUAGUUCAAGUCAUAGGAUAUACUAUAACAUUAGCAUAACAAUAAAAAUAUGUUCAUUUAUAACGGACCAAUAAGAUUUAAGCUUCCAUUUGGCCAACAUACAAUGAAUUGUUGUGUUAGAUAUAUAUUGUUUUCUGUCGCUUACGAAAGUUACUGCUCACUUCAAUUGGCGUUGAAUCAUGGUCAAAACGAUGUUUUGUUUUUUUUAGGGUCACUUCAUUUCUGACGCAUCAACCUUGAACUUUUAAUAAAGCACGCAUUUGGAUUGGUAACAUUUGGGACAAAUUUACGUGUGAUUGUUUAUACUUUUAUGAAAUUGGGUUAGACCGCAAGGGUAAUAAGGAGAGAGAGUGCAAUCAGGUUAAUAUACAAUAUACAAUGAGUGAACAAAGUAGGGUUAAACCUGAAAAAAAGGAACGCAACCAAACAACGAACAUGUCAGCAGGAAACCUUCGCCAGUGAACAAAACAACAGAAAAAACAGUAUAAAAUUAAAAAAUAGCACUUAGCUUAGAAGUAGUAGCCGUGGGCAGCACAAUUCAUUUAUCUGCAUCCCCACACCCCCCUAGUUAUGCCACUGGUUGGCAUGUAUGCUAAAAUUCUCUCAAUGCCACCUCAGAUAGUGAUUACAGUAACACAAUAGCUAUAUAUAUAUUUAUAUAUUAUUUGUAGGCACUGCCCACUAGUUAAUGAUCAGAAACAAAAUAUCCCUAUUGCAAUUUUUGACAUGUAUGCUGACUUUGAAGAAAUUUCAUUUAAACUUUAGAUUUAAACAUAUGUUAUUAUUAGUGGCAUCAUUUUGAAUGUGUGCAAUAAAAAAUGUUUUUUAAUCACCACGGUCAAAUGGCGGGUAAAAACAAAAAAAUAUCUUUAAAAAAAUGUUCCUUAAAACUUUCAACUUACAAGUUGCUUUUUGAUUUAUUUAAAUUUAUCAAAAUAUUUUGAUGUUAAAAAGUAAUUACAAAAUAAUACAAUUUUAAUAUCUUUUGCCUUCAAUAUACAAAAAAACAUCCAAUUUGUUUUUUAAAUCAAUUUCUUUAUUUAAAUAUUCCUCGUCCAUAUCCUGCUGGAUUUUGGAACUGUAUUUUACAAAAGCACCACAUCUAUAGUAAAGAGAUUGAAUCUAAUCGAAUAAUUUUUUUUGCAGACAUUAAAGCAGUUCGUAGUCUACCUGUGAUAACCGUCAGCAAUGUUUUGAAGAUGGUCAUACGAGAGCUAGCCCCUCCUCUGAUUGGAGAAGACUCUGUAAAAGAACUACUCGGAGCAAAUGGUAGCAUUUCUUUUAUUUCUUUGUUACAUGAAUAAUUUCUUCUGCUAAUUACAUUAUACAGAUUAAUUCACUAUAUAUUGCAAUUAUACAGAUUAUUUUAUUAAAUAUUGAUAUACAUAUAUAAUGAACAAUGGACAUCAUACUAAAUUAUUCAGAUGUUAAUACAUUGCCAUAUACAUAUUAUAUCAAAUGAUUAUGCAUUGCUAGUUGCAUGAUACAGAUUAUAUGAUUACACAUAAGCAGAAUUAACUAGAGAGUAUCAGGUACUUGUGUAUAUUGAUGAUUAGUGACAAUCUAUUACUUGCUGAUACUGGGUAUAUAGAAAAAUGCAAGGGUUUACCAGGAUGGGAGGUUGUUCCAGAAAAUCUUUAAUAUACUGGGUGUUAAAAUCGAGUGGGAUCCUGUUUUAGUAGCCCAUUGCUUAAUUAAUCACUGUUAAUAUCACUUAAAAACACAAUAGUCUAUGAGUAGAACUUUUUCUUGGAGUUUUCCUAAUACUGUAUCUAAUUUGUUACUAAUUUGUAAUAAUAUAAUAAAAUGUUCCAAUAAUCUAUUGAAACAAUCUAAUCUAACCACAUGAACAUUUUUUAGGCAAGACAUCCAUCCAUCCCUGUGGCGCUACAGCCCAUGUAGGGCUUUGGCCUGCCUCACUACUUCCUUCCACUCAGACCUAACUAAUGCCUUUCUUUUCCAUGCUUGGACUUUCAGCUGCUGUAGAUCUUUUUCUACAUCAUCUAUCCACCUAAGCCUAGGUCUGCCUUUGAGCCUUUUUCCUCUGGGGUAUUGGUGAUGUACCCUCUUCGUUCCUCUGUCAUUUGGCAUUCUCUCUAGGUGUCCUGCCCAGCGUAGCCUGCCUCUUUUUAUUUCUGCCACUAUCGUAGGAUCCUGAUAUAGACUGUAUAAUUCCUGGUUGGUUCGUAUUCUCCAUCCAUAUUCAUCCUUUGUUGGCCCAUAUAUUUUCCUGAGAACUUUCCUCUCCCAUGUGUUUAAUAGGUUUUCUGCUGUUUUUGUUAGGGUCCAAGUUUCACUUGCAUAUGUUACAACUGGUCUGAUCACAGUUUUAUAAAUAGUUUUCUUUGUUUCUCUUGUAAUGUUUUUACUUUUGAGUAUUUUCUGACUACUGAAGUAUACCCUGUUUCCGGCUGAUAUUCUUUUUUUUUAUUUCUGUUAGUAAUUCGUUUCUUUCAUUUAACAAGGAUCCAUAGGUAUUUGAAUUGAUUAACUUUUUCAAAAGUUUGGUUUAUAAUUUUAUUGUUUCAUCUGUUUGUUUUCCUCUUAUCAUGGUCAUGUAUUUUGUUUUUUGGUUGUUAACUUCCAGCCCUGCUUGUAAAGAUGCGUCUUCUAAUUCAAUAAAGGAUUUUGAUGUGUCUUUUAUACUUUCCCUAGAAGUGCUAUGUCAUCAGCAUAUGCAAGAUACUGAAGUGGUUGGUUGUAGAGUGUGCCCGUUGGUUGUGGGUCUUUAGUUUCCCUCAGAAAGUAUCCUGUUAUCGUUCCUCGAGUGUCAAUGUGUAUGUUUCUAAUAACUCUCUCCAAUGUUAGGUUAAAGAGCAUACAAGACAGUGAGUCUCCCUGUCUUAGGCCUCGUCUAAUAUGAAAUUCCCUUGAAUAUUCUCCUUGAAUCUUGAUUUUGCCUUUUGAGUUGUUUAGUGUUACAUGUAUUAGCCUUGUCAGUUUGUUGGGUAUCCCAAACUCCUGCAGAGUCUCAUAUAAAUAGCUUCUUUUGAUGCUGUCAUAGGCCAUUUUAUAGUCAACAUAGAGUUGAUGCACUGGUAUAUUAAAUUCAUAGCAUUUCUCUAAUAGGCAUCUGAUGGUGAAAAUCUGAUCAGUUGUUGAUCUGUUAGGCCUGAAUCCGCAUUGGUAAUCGCCUAGUAUUUCUUCAGUGUCAGGUUGUAGUCUUUUGGCAAUAAGUUUCGUCAGUAUUUUGUAUGUAACAUGUAAUAGGGAGAUUCCUCUGUAGUUUGUGCACUGAAGUUUGGAGCCUUUCUUGUGUAUUGGGGUUAUUAAUGCUGUUUCUUAUUCUGUCGGGAUUUUCUCCUCUUGCCAAGUUUUAGUUAUAAGUUUAUGUAUCUGAUUGUGUAGUUCUUUUCCUCCAUAUUUAAUCAGUUCUGCUGUGAUAAGGUCUUGUCCAGGGGCUUUGUGAUUUUUCAUGUUAUUAAUUACCUCUUUGGUUUCUUCUAGGGUUGGGCAUUAUAUAAACAUGUCUGGUCCUCCCUGUGGGAUUUGAUAAUCUUCUUCUUGUCUAUUGUCUGUAUUCAGUAUGUCCUCAAAAUAUUCAGCUCACCUCUCCAAUACUUAACUAUUUUCCGUGAUUAAUUCUCCAUUGUGGCUCUCACACAUUUGCGGUCUGGCUUGGUAUCCAUUCUUUUCAUCUUUUAUCUUCAUGUACAUUGCUCUUAUAUAUUUCCCUCUCUUGAUAAAUCUUCUAUUUCCUUUAGUUUAUCCUUUUCCCAUUCCCUCUUUUUCUUCCUACACAUUUUUGUUGCAGUUUUUGUUAUAAUCAUAAAAUUAUAUCGCUAUUUAUUUUUCCAAAGUAAAAAUGUUCAUUUAUAAGCCCAUAAAUGUAUGCAACCGUAGCUAAAAUCUACUUAUAAAUAUAAAUGUUGAUGAAAUGAUUAAACCUUGUCAGAAGUUAAUUAUUUAUAUUUCUCUAAAUGUAUAUUUCAUGUACCGAAAAAAAUCCAACCAAAUUUUUCCCCAGCUUUAACAACAGAAUCUGAGAAAUUCACAAGAAUGAAAUCCGUGUUACAACUGGACAGCACAAAAUAUAACUGUCUAACAGCGAUACUCCUUCAUCUCCGAAGGUUAGUAAUGACAAUACUUGACAUAAGCACCAUGUGAUGAUAUGAAAUGCCUGGGUAAUUUAUUAGGUUCAACAAGAAGGUUAUUUAUUAGUAUCUUUGUAUUCCUGUGUUAUUUAUCUCUUCGAUUAAAAAAGAAAAUUUCUUGUCAAAAAGUUAAGUUUUUUGUGGGGGUAAAAUUGUGUACGGUACUUUUGAACUACAUCUAUGUUUUUUAAUGAACUAAUUAGGUCUCUCUGUGAUCACCAGGAUUGCUGAAAAUUCAAAAGUCAAUUUGAUGACUGUUGAAAAUCUGGCCGUAGUAUUCUCUCCUUCGCUGCUCCCAACAACUUCGUCUUUCCAACACCUUGAACCUUUGGAUGCGAUUAGAGCAGCAGCGGAAGAAAAUAAUGUAAAAUGUCAAGUGAUUGCUUUGUUAAUUAAAGCAGUGUGAUUUUCUUAGAGUAUUUUGUUUCAUCAGCCUACAGUUUCAAUCUGAGCACCAAAGCUCUUCUACUUCUAGCACUGGUUGUGUUGUUGAAACCAACGGGCAAGACCUAAAUCAAGCUGUGCAAGAAAACCGAUGGAGAGAAAGCCUUGAGUUUUCCAUGUGUGAUUGGGAGAUGAUAUGCCAUUGUGUCCUUGGGAGGGUAUCAGCAGAGAGACUAAGAGUCUGUGUUCAACUUAUAAAAACAGGUUUUUGCCAGUUGACUUUAAUAUGUUGAAGUUUGACAUUGUGCAUGUUUAAACAUUAUGUUGAAGGCUGACGUGUGUGUUUAACUUAUAAAAACAUAUUUUUGACUUGUUGACUUAUGUUGAAGUCACAUUUUCCUGAAUCAAAUGAAGGAUUUUGAAUUUAUAAACUUUUUCUAGGUGCCUUGGGUUUUAAUUGUUUUAUCCUGUUUAUAAUGAUUAUUUGGAUUCUUGAUCCCAAAUAUACCGUAUGAAUUUUCGGUAACUAUGGCUCUAAUUUGUGGAGAUGGAUAAAUUUACCGUUAUAUAAUUUUAAUCAGCUGUAUGCACAAUCUCUUUUUUGGAAUGUGAUUAAACAUGUUUAAAUUAAAUGGAAAUAUAAACGACAGGUAUUUAAAUUACCAGUACCAAUUUUUUGUUUGUGCAUAAUUAAAAUUUUAUAAAAGACAUUUAAGGUAACACACUUUAGGUUUAUUAAGUACCGGUAAAAUAAUUUUUUUAAUAUUUAAAAUGGCAAUUCUUGACUAUCAUAAAAAAUAGAGAUGAUAGAGGGAGACUUGAUGCCAUUCUUACUUAGGAUGACAGUACUUUGACAUAAAAACAGAUGUGGUUGUAUUAAAGAUGUCUGUAUUGUUUAAAAAUUAAAAGCUCCACUGAUCAGAAGUGUAUUUUUUUUGACUGUCGGCUGACUCAUUGAAGGUUCUGCUGAACACAUGUGUCCCUCUGAAACCAUUAUGUUACAUCCUCUUUUUAGGCUGAGAUUCAAUGUGUUAUAGCCCUGUCUUUUUACUGUUAUGGCCUGCCUCAUCUGGUGGGAAUUGACGUAAAUCUUCAAGGCAGGUCUCUGGGUCUUGACCCCACAUCCCCUUCCCACUAAAGGGACAGGCAAUCACCAAGUAAACCACAGCCGCAUCUGCCUGACCACAGAAGUGGUAGUUUGGUUUCUUCCUGUUGUCCAAUUUUUUGAGGUAGCUGCAUGUCGUGCAAUGGGCUGUCCUCAUCUCUGAGAUGAGGCCUUGGUCGCCUCUCUUUAGUGUUCACCAGGAGUCACUCUUGCUCGGUCGCUACAUUCUCCGGUAAAGCUAUUGUCCGUUUUCUCCUUCUGCUUAACCACUUCUCACUAAAGGGGUCUUUAAACCAAGCAGUAAAUCCCUGCUGAGUCAUUGGUCUAUCAGAUUGCGGGGCCACGCUUUCUUUGACAAAAAAAUCCGCCCUGUCAUGUUGCACCACCUCAACGUGUCCAGCGAUAAGCUGUAGGGUCAAUCUGUCGCCUCUGGCAUGGAUGUUACCUACUGUUUCCAGAAUGGCUGACACCAUUAAUUAAUUCUGCCUGUACUGCAAUACCAUCCAUUUACGGUUCUGGAUUACUGUUUAUGUAAAAUUUAUAAAUUAUAGAUCUUAAUACCCUGGAGUUAAUAAUUACAGUAUUUUAGUCUGUAAAUUACAGUGUACAAUUUUUAUAAUAUAAAAAAUCUUAAUUUAAAAAUAACUUUUAUUUCUAAUUAACUUUGCUUUCUUCAAUGAUGUUUGCUGUUGAUUAUUAUGCGGCCCACUAUAUAUUUUUCAUAUUAGUGUUGCCCCCUUGUACAAAAGUUUGGCCACCCCGCUCAAGUUGAUGUUUUUAAAUGGCUUCUGAAACAGAAAUUCAGGGCAAUUGUUUUGUCAGUAAGUGGCGUAACUAAUGUUUAUUUAUCAGUGUAAUGUCAUUGACAACUGGCUUAACUUAUUUUAAUUAGAAAAAAUGGCAUAAUUGGACUUGAAUGUAUAAAGAUGCUUAUAUUGAUUGGGAUAUUGUUGGGAUAUUUCAUUUGCAGUAAUUAAUGACCACACUCUUAUUAUGUCUAAUAGUAAUUGUGAUAUUUGUGUAAUAUUUCAUUGUAGAAAUUAGAGUUGUAACAAUUAGCUGAUUACCAAUUUAUCUUACGAUAUCGAUUAAUCUGCCAUCAAUUCAUUAUGUAUUUAACUUGGAAAAAGAUAUUGUAUUUAUAUUUAGGUACUGGUACUUCAUUUUAUACUGGUACUACUCCCAGAGACAGAGCAAGGGGACAUAACUCUAGUUUAAAUCAAGGUUGUUUAUCUAUUUAAUUAACAGAAAAAAAAUAGAAGAACUAGAACUAGUUGGUGUGUAUUGUUGGUGAUAUUAGUCGCAUGUUUACAAACAAGAUGUUUUAAGUUUCAUCCAAUGAAAUAUUAAAAUUAAAACUCACCUAUGAUCUAUUCUAUAUUUUAACUAUAUUUAUAAUAUAUAAAAAUUCUCAGGGCAGCUCAAUACUCGGUGACUCAUUUAGGAUGUAGGUUAACUACUAUCACUUCAGAUCAAUUAUAAAUUGUCUCUUCAGUAUUAAAACAUUUUGUUUAUCAAAUCCAUAGAUUUUUUUUUUUAAUUGACAAUUUAGAAUUUUCGUAACAACAACAAAAUGGAUUAGGCACGCUAAUAGAAAUGCUAGUAUGCUAGUUUAAAAAAAGUUAUAUAUAUAUAAAAGUAUACAUUCUUAAAUAUUAAAAUUCUCUAAAAUUCUUAUUUUGUGUGACCAUGCUGAGUUAAUAUAGUUCUAGUUAAUUAUAAUUUUAAUUUAUCCCCUUCCAGUUACUUUCUCAAUAAUAAACUUUACGUUUCCUUCGACACUAUCUAAAUAUAAUAUUUCUCACUCGUUUAGUGAAUUUUUUAAAAGUGAACUAAAAUUACUUUUUGUCUCCCAAAUUUGUUAAAUUGUGCUUCUGCUCAUAUUUAUAUGAAUAAAUUUUGUAUUUACAUCUUUGUGACAACCCCACAAAAUGAUUGAUUUAGUUUUAUGUAUAAGUGAAAUUGGCUGUUGGUUCAAGAGAAUGAAAGUUGAAACUGAUUUAUUUUAGGAGAUAGCGGUUGUCAAGUCUACACAUUCGAGUCAUCGAAAAUUUGACUCUGCUCACAAGUUUUUAAAUAUUCAUAACUUCUUAAAAUGGGAGAUAGAGAAUUAAAAUUGAUGGUUCUGUUCUAAUUAAACUAAGCACUACUUCUCAUUAAGCCAACAACUAUAUAGGGGAAUAGAUGAAUUUUAUUUAAUUUCUAUAUGCAAUUUUCAUUUAGAAUACCUACCUCUUUCUAC